This is a messenger RNA of Sphenostylis stenocarpa, 333 nucleotides long. The record is from the annotation of a GenBank genome assembly. NCBI's taxonomy places the organism in Eukaryota, Viridiplantae, Streptophyta, Magnoliopsida, Fabales, Fabaceae.
AUGACUACUGAAAGAGGAAGGAGUCCUAAGCUGGAAUUUGAGCUGAGUUUGUCCCCACCAACAACUGCAAACUCAUCAUUAGCCAACCCGUCAUCGGAGUUUUCUACAUCGUCAUCAUUAUGUUUGUAUUCGUCGGAUCCUGAGUCAUGCGUGUCUUCUGAGACAAAUGAAGAGAUAAGGUCCAUGCUUCUCGUAGGUUGUCUUCGAUGCCUCAUGUACGUCUUGUUUUCGAAAGAUGAUCCCAACCCCAAAUGCCCCAAGUGCAAAAGUACUGUGUUGCUUGAUUUCCUUAAUAACAAGCAAAACACCAACCAAACAACCACCAAGUUCUAG